AGAGUCAGUCCCUACCACCCACUUUGUUGAUUAUAAUUAAAUUUUCCAUCUCAUUCUUAAUCUAAUUUUACUAUCAUCACUUAGAUUUUCAAAUGGCUACGUCAGAAAUAAUUCAUGAGUUUCCUGGUUUUUUCAAAGUCCACAAAGAUGGCCGCAUUCAGAGAUAUUUGGAUUCUGAUUUUGUGUCUCCAGGUCUAGAUGAAGAAACCGGAAUCCAAUCCAAAGAUCUCCUCAUCUCAUCGGAAACCUCCGUCAAGGCCCGAAUCUUCCUUCCAAAAAUAACACAUCCACCGCAAAAGCUUCCUCUCCUUAUCCACUACCACGGCGGCGGAUUUUGCAUUGGAUCAGCCUUUUCAAGCCCCUUCGCCAAAUUUCUUUCUGCUUUAGCCUCUCAAGCCAAUGUCAUCGCCAUGUCCGUUGAAUACCGCCUUGCGCCGGAGCACCUUCUUCCGAUUGCCUACCACGAUUCAUGGGACGCGCUUCAGUGGGUAGCUCAACACUCCGCCGGACAAGGACCCGAAUCAUGGAUUAACCAGUAUGCUGAUCUUGAACGGGUCAUCUUAGCUGGCGAGAGCGCCGGAGCUAACCUGGCACACUACGUGGCUGUCCAAGCCGGAGCGAGGGGAUUGGCCGGCGUUAAAAUAACUAGGUUACUGAUCGUGCAUCCCUAUUUUGGUCGGAAAGAGGCGGAUGAAAUCUAUAAGUAUAUGUGUCCGACGAGCUCCGGGACGGAUGAUGACCCGAAGCUGAACCCGGCGGUGGACCCGGAUUUGAAGAAAUUGAAGUGUGAGAGAGUUCUGGUUUGUCUGGCGGAGGAAGAUUAUUUGAAAAGCAGAGGGGAAAGUUAUUAUGAAACGAUGAGCAAAUGCGGGUGGGGCGGAGAGGUGGAGUGUUAUGUUAGCUCCGGCGAAGGUCAUUGCUUUCAUUUCUUUAAUCCGACAAGUCCCAAUAUUAAGCCUCUCAUCACUAGAAUGGUUGAUUUCAUCAAACACUAAAAAUAAUACUCAUGCAAAUGCAGUGAGUACAAUUUAAGGCACUUUUCAAGGAGUAUUAUUUAUGUCAUUAAUUUAAGAUUUGUUUUUUAUUUGAUAA
Molecule: messenger RNA, 1092 nt
Organism: Mercurialis annua (annual mercury)
Lineage: Eukaryota; Viridiplantae; Streptophyta; Magnoliopsida; Malpighiales; Euphorbiaceae
Product: 2-hydroxyisoflavanone dehydratase-like
Exons: 1
Coding region: 93-995 (300 amino acids)
Molecular function (GO): hydrolase activity
Source: RefSeq, a predicted model, not a curated record